Molecule: messenger RNA, 1718 nt
Organism: Labrus mixtus (cuckoo wrasse)
Lineage: Eukaryota; Metazoa; Chordata; Actinopteri; Labriformes; Labridae
Gene: dnaja
Product: DnaJ heat shock protein family (Hsp40) member A
Exons: 8
Coding region: 161-1345 (394 amino acids)
Biological process (GO): protein refolding; response to heat
Cellular component (GO): cytosol; cytoplasm
Molecular function (GO): ATP binding; Hsp70 protein binding
Source: RefSeq, a predicted model, not a curated record
UACAGCCCCAAACCGACGAAACAUCCGGCCCCUCGGCUCACAGCUCUCCAGAAAGUUCCUCGCUGUGGAAGCGGCUAUAAGAACCAGCCAUCUGCUUUCACCGCCGGCAGCAACUCGACCGAAAGCCACCGUGCAAUUAAAACCCUGACAUUUUGCAACCAUGGUCCACGAAACGGGUUACUAUGAUCUCCUGGGUGUCAAUCCGACCGCCUCGCCGGAUGAAAUUAAAAAAGCCUACAGAAAACUCGCAUUAAAAUAUCACCCCGACAAGAACCCCAAUGAAGGAGAGAAGUUCAAGCAUAUAUCCCAGGCGUAUGAGGUGCUGUCAGAUCCACAGAAGAGAGUCUUGUAUGACCAAGGAGGAGAACAAGCAAUCAAAGAGGGAGGCAUGAGUGGAGGAUCUCCGACGGACAUUUUCAACAUGUUCUUUGGAGGCGGUGGAAGGAUGCAGAGAGAGAGGAAAGGGAAGAAUGUCCUCCACCAGCUGAGUGUUACACUGGAGGAGAUGUACAUGGGCACCACCAGGAAGCUUGGACUGCAGAAGAACACCAUUUGUGAAAAGUGUGAAGGUUAUGGUGGUAAGAAAGGUACCCUAGAGAAGUGCUCAACUUGCAAAGGUAAAGGAGUUCAUAUCAAGGUUCAACAGAUUGGACCAGGGAUGAUUCAGCAGACCCAAAGCAUGUGUCCAGAAUGCCAGGGACAGGGCGAGAAGUUUAAUUCAAAGGACCGCUGCAAAAACUGCAAUGGACACAAAGUAGAACGGAAGAAGAAAGUUCUUGAAGUUCACAUUGACAAAGGUAUGAGAGAUGGUCAGAAAGUUACAUUCCAUGGAGAAGGUGACCAGGAACCUGGACUGGAGCCUGGGGAUGUAAUCAUUGUGCUGGAUCAGAAGGAACAUCCCGUUUUCCAGAGACAAGAAGAUAAUUUAGUAAUGAAGAUGAAGAUCAAACUUGCAGAGGCUCUGUGUGGUUUCAAGAAGACUAUUCAAACAUUAGACAACAGAGAACUCCUCAUCAAUUCAUCACCAGGGGAAGUGAUCAAGCCUAAUCAAGUCAAAUGUGUCCAGAAUGAGGGCAUGCCACUUUACAAGGAUCCUUGUGAAAAAGGACAGCUUUUCAUUAAGUUUGAGGUGGAAUUCCCAGACAAAGAUUGGCUCCCAGAGCAUCUCAUGUACCAGCUGGAAAGACUGCUCCCUCCCAGGGACGAUGUGAUGUUCACCGAUGACGUGGAGGAGGUGGAUCUAUGCGAGGUGGAUGUGCAGUCACAAGAGAAAAAGUGCAGUAGGGAAGCUUAUGAGGAAGACGAGGAGAAUCCUAGAGGCGGAGUACAAUGUCAGACGCAGUGAUCAGUCCAUGAUGAUACUGUAGAGCAUGUUUCUGAUUUGGUUUAUGGUGAAGGACCUGCCUUAAAGUACAGUUUUUCACAUGUUAACUUUAAAACUGUUGCCAUUACCGUUUUCGGCUCACUCUGCUUGGACACAAAUAUGCAGGAGUUUGUCAUUUCUCAUAUUUCAUGUGUGCUUUCUUUCUGAAUUGUGUUUGUCUGAUACUGCAAACAGUUUCAAUUUUCAAUGUUUUUUACGUGUAUGUUUAGAAAGAAAUCUAUGGGACAAAUGUUGUCUUUUAAUUCAGGAAGGACUUCCUGUAUGCUUUCUGUGAAGGUGAUUUCAUAAAUGACAAACCUUAUUAUUUCUCAAUAAAAAUACCAGAAUGCUUUAA